Gadus morhua (Atlantic cod) is the source of this 1241-nucleotide messenger RNA. RefSeq lists its product as uncharacterized. The coding region runs from base 104 to 922 and encodes 272 amino acids. Gene Ontology annotation, molecular function: guanylate cyclase activator activity. NCBI's taxonomy places the organism in Eukaryota, Metazoa, Chordata, Actinopteri, Gadiformes, Gadidae. Gene Ontology annotation, cellular component: extracellular region. The transcript is spliced from 5 exons. The record is from RefSeq and is a predicted model, not a curated record.
GGGAAGGGAGGCAGAGCACAGAUCCAGAGCAGCAUCCUCUGAACGCACCACCCCGCAAGAGAAGUAGAACAAGUAUCCAGGCAGCUCCACCACAGCCAUCACCAUGACGACCACGGCCCCAGCUGUUGCUGUGCUACUCCUGAUCCUGGCCCUGAACUCUGGGACCUCCGAGGCAGUGCAGGUCCAGGUGGAAGGGCUGAGCUUCUCCUUGGAGGACGUACGGAUGCUCCAGAAGCUGACCCAGGGCCCGAGUAGACCGGGCAGCAUGAGCCCCAGACUGAGCGCCAGCUCCUGGCUGGUGUGCUCACACCCUGCCCUCCCCAACGCCUUCCAGGCCCUCUGCGACCAGCACAACAACGCUUCCCCCGCGCUGCUCGGCCUGAGUGAGUCCCACGCUGUUGUCCUACCGAAAAGAGGAUCUUAUCCUGGGUGGUGGGUCGUUGGGUCCGGCUGGUUAAUGAACGAUAGCUACUCCCCGGAGCCGCCUCAGGCUAUAAGAGGGGAGCAGGAGGGGACAGACCCGUCACAGAGCAACCUGAAUCUCAAGCUUUCACUGUUUGCCUUUGACGAGAUCUUGACCGUGCCGACCAUGAGAGCUGUGCAGAGUCUGAUGCUGGUGCUGGCUGCUUGCAGCGUGAGUGGAGCCUUGGGCGUCAUGGUGAAGGACGGGGACCUGGUUUUCCCCCUCCAGGCCGUGGAGACCCUGAGAGGCCUGAUGGACCUCGAUGGUCCGGUCUCCCCACACCUCAGCCGGACCAGUGCGGCGAUGGUCUGCCACGACCCAAACCUGCCCCAGGUCUUCCAGCCCGUGUGUCAGGACAAGGGAGCGGCCAUGAGCUUGUCCAGAAUCGUGAGUGUCCUGAACUUCAGGGACGCCUGUGACAUCUGCGCUAACCCGUCCUGCUUCGGCUGCCGGCAGUGAGGGCCAGGGGUCGGCCGGGGCCUCAGUGAGGGGCCCCCCACCCCGCCUUCAACAUCUCACACCCGCCAUCCUCCCCCGAUCCAACAUGGCCGCCUGGCCCUGCUGGGGGCCCUGCUGGGGGCCCUGCCUCCCAUUGGUCAACUUCUUGUUACUGUUUUUCUUUUGGUUUUAUUGAUUGGCUACAGAAUAAUAUCACGGUUGGGUAAACUUCCUGUGUUCCUUCCUGGUCUUCCCUGUGUGUUGAUUACAAUAAUGCAGUCUGUGUUUUUUUAUAAUUAUUUAUCUAAAGUUUUCGAUUAAAAAACUGAUCAUCAAUAUU